Strongylus vulgaris is the source of this 525-nucleotide messenger RNA. The record is from the annotation of a GenBank genome assembly. NCBI's taxonomy places the organism in Eukaryota, Metazoa, Nematoda, Chromadorea, Rhabditida, Strongylidae.
AUGGUCUGUAUUGCUGUGGCUCUGAAACAAUGUCUUAGCGAAGAAUUUGUGAACUACGGGAAACAAGUGCUUGCAAAUUCUCAAGCUUUGGCUCAUAGAUUGAUUGAGCUGGGCUAUACUCUUGCUACAGGUGGAACCGACAAUCAUCUCUGUCUUGUCGACCUUCGUCCCUCCGGCAUCGAGGGAGCUAAGGCUGAGCAUGUGCUAGAUAUGGCUCAUAUAGCUUGUAACAAGAACACCUGUCCUGGUGAUGUGUCCGCUUUCCGACCGGGAGGAAUCCGUCUGGGAACUCCUGCCCUGACGUCGCGUGGUCUUAAAGAAAAGGACUUCGAGAAGGUUGCGGACUUCAUUCAUGAAGGCUUGCAAAUCCUGCUUAAAUAUCAAGGCCAAGCCGGCAAGACGAUGAAGGACUUCAAAUCAUUUACUGAAACAAACAAGGACUUCCUCAAGGAUAUCGGAGAACUAGCUGAGAAAGUGGAGGCCUUUACCAGCCACUUCGACAUUCCUGGCAAUCCCGAAUUUUAA